UCAUUGUGAUCGAGGUGUACGCGCUCGUGUGUGCUCGUGUGCGCUCUUCAGUUCAGCGCUCCGCUCGCUGACAGUCUGCUGCCGCUGCUGUUGGACGAGAACUAUGGAGGAGAAGCGUAAGGUGGAUGAGAGUGCCAAAGACCCACAAUCAACCUCCUACCAGCGGAGGAUGUGGAGGAAUUUCCAGGAGAAAACCAAACCGUUUUUAAGCCCCAAACUGGGCUCCGACCGACGCAGCGGGGAUGGUAAAAAAGAGAGCAGCCUGUGGAUGUUUAAAAGAAAGAAAACACAGGUCCUGGAUCGGGUCUUCUCGUCCUCACAGCCCAAUCUGUGCUGCUCUACUCCACCGUCUUUCGACAGCGACCAGCCGGACUCGAGCGCCAGUAUAGGGCUCGGGACAUCACCGCUGGCCGCUGUUGAUGGAGCAUCAGUCAGUAAACCGGAGAUUUCCGUAUCCGCGCACGGGAGCCCGAAGCUGCUCGUGUCUCAUCUGGCGAUGAUGUCCCAGCAGAAGAGCUCGUCCUUGGGCUCGACGUGCUUUGAGAAGCUGGUAGUGGAUUCAGCGGCAUCCAGUGAGGAUGAGCUCGCUAAAAACGCCAGUGAUCUGGGCAUCAACAUUGUGGAGCCAAGUAAUGAAGGACUUCCUCCCCCGUCAAAGCCAGGAAUGUAUCAAUUGGAUAUUGUGCUGAAGAAGGGCAAUAAACUGGCCAUCAGGGACAGAGGAGGAACCAGUGACCCCUAUGUGAAGUUUAAGAUAGCAGGGAAGGAGGUGUUCCGCAGCAAGACAAUACACAAGAACCUGAACCCAGUAUGGGAUGAGAAAGUCAGUCUGCUGGUGGAGAGUUUGAGAGAGCCUCUCUAUAUGAAGGUUUUUGACUAUGACUUUGGGCUGCAGGAUGACUUUAUGGGUUCUGCAUAUCUCUAUUUAGAGUCCCUGGAGCACCAAAGGACACUGGAUGUGACCCUUGACCUCAAAGAUCCCCACUAUCCCAACCAUGACCUGGGUUCACUUGAACUGGCGGUCACACUUAUUCCAAAAGAGGGAGACUUCAGGGAAGCAACCAUGCUUAUGAGAAGGAGCUGGAAACGAUCCAGUAAGGUAAUCCCUCAUCAGAGCCUGAGGUUAUCAGAUGUUCACAGGAAAGCGCAGCUAUGGAGAGGCAUCGUCAGCAUCAGUCUUAUAGAGGGUCAUGACCUCCAGCCAAUGGAUGCCAAUGGCCUCAGUGACCCUUAUGUCAAAUUCAGAAUGGGACAUCAAAAGUACAAAAGUAAGACAAUUCCAAAAACGCUAAACCCGCAGUGGAGAGAGCAGUUUGACUUCCACCUAUAUGAUGAACAGGGUGGUUUCGUAGACAUUACUGUCUGGGACAAAGAUGCAGGAAAGAGAGAUGACUUUAUGGGCAGGUGCCAGGUGGACCUCUCUGUUCUCUCUAAGGAGUGCACACACAGACUGGACCUGCCUCUGGAGGAGGGUGAGGGCACACUGGUGCUGCUGGUCACCCUCACAGCCUCUGCUGCUGUCUCCAUCGCUGACCUGUCUGUCAUGCUCGACGACCCCAACGAGAGGAAAGAGAUUUUACAUAGAUAUAGUCUACUCAGAUCCUUUCACAAUAUUAAAGACGUGGGCAUGGUGCAGGUGAAGGUGAUCCGGGCAGAGGGACUGAUGGCAGCUGAUGUUACAGGCAAGAGUGACCCCUUCUGUGUGGUGGAGCUCAGCAACGAUCGGUUACAGACGCACACUGUGUACAAAAACCUCAACCCAGAGUGGAACAAAGUCUUUACAUUCAAUGUGAAAGACAUCCACUCAGUCUUAGAGGUGACUGUCUACGACGAAGACAGAGACCGAAGUGCCGACUUCUUGGGCAAAGUAUCUAUACCAUUGUUAAACAUCCAAAAUGGAGAACGCAAAGCUUACGCCUUGAAAAGCAAGGAACUGACAGAGCCAACCAAAGGGGUCAUCUUUCUCGAAAUAGAUGUGAUUUAUAAUGUUGUGAAAGCCGGCCUGAGAACUUUGAUACCCAUCGAACAGAAAUACAUCGAAGAGGAGCCACGGGUGUCCAAACAGCUGCUGCUGCAGAACUUUAACAGAGUGAGGCGCUGUAUCCUGUUCCUCUUCAAUGUUGGCUGCUACAUCAACAGCUGCUUUGAGUGGGAGUCUCCUCAGAGGAGCAUCUGUGCCUUUCUGUUUUUUGUUGUAGUCGUGUGGAAUUUUGAGCUCUAUAUGGUCCCGCUGGCUCUGCUGAUGCUGUUGGCCUGGAACUACAUUCUCAUCGCUUCAGGGAAGGACACUAGACAGGGAGACAUGCAAGCUGUGGAGGAUUUGCUGGAGGACGAAGAGGAAGAUUUUGACAGAGAUGACAAGGUGCCGGGCUCAGUCCCCUCCCAGGAUGGCCGGCUGCCGGAAAGCCAUAUCCUUGCGGAUAUUUUGGCUUCCUGGCACUUUGAGUGGAUUCGCGUGAUGGUGGACUCUGAGAGAAAAGGUUUCAUGAACAAGCUGUAUGCCAUUCAGGAUGUGUGUAUCAGCGUGCAGAAUGCUCUGGAUGAAGUGGCCUCCUAUGGUGAGAGGAUAAAGAACACUUUGAACUGGACCGUGCCUUUCCUGAGCUGGUUGGCCAUAGUUGCCCUGUGUGCGGCUACUCUUUUAAUAUACUUUAUUCCUCUCAGAUACAUCGUACUGGCUUGGGGAGUGAACAAGUUCACCAAAAAGCUACGAGACCCGUACAGCAUCGACAACAAUGAGCUGCUGGACUUCCUGUCCCGAGUGCCCUCAGAUGUUCAAGUGGUGCAGUACCAAGAACUGAAACUGGAUCCCACUUACAGCCCAAAUAAAAGAAAGAAAAAUAACCCAGGAUAGCUUCUUUCCUCCCAUGGAAUGCCUUUCUUCUCCCUAGACCAAGGAGAAGGAGUGGACUGAUGUGGACCAGCCUCACAGUCUCUCUUUUUCUGUCUUUCUCUCUCACUCUUUUUCUCUCUGUUUUAGCCGCAGUCUCUCACAACAUUGCAAGUUUAAAGAGCGCGGUCAGAGUGAAAAGGGGGAUCAUUAUUAAUUACCAUAAUGACUGUUUCUCUGUCCUUUUUGUGGGGUUUAUUUUUUGCGGCAGCUAAAACGGAGAAAGCUCUUGACCCCUUUUAGAGUCAAACAGUCUGGCUUAUUUGUCAAUGCUUGCCACAAGCCAGAGAGCUCGAAAAAGCCAAGGUGUCCUUCUACGGCAGCAAAGGGAGCCAUGUUAGCCAUAAAUAGCAGGAUCAGCUGAUAAUACACCCACCUGCAUCUCUACAGAAGGGAAAACUAUGGUGGUUAUGUCACAUUUUGCACCCUGUAAUUUGCGCACCACAGUAACUGCCAUAUCUAAAGCUAUCCACAGCUGUCGAGCAGCAGUUAUCAGAGUUGAUAGCUAAGCCUGUAAGAGUCCGAUUUAUGGCUGUAACUAAAGUGUUUGUGAAAACAACUCGAUAGCCCUGUGCACAGGGAUUUUUGCUAUCUUUACAUUGUUUUGAUGUUAUUUUAACGGUAUGAAUGAUGCAUGCUGAGAUUAUUAAUUGUAAACUUUCUUUGACCAGUAGUAGCCUACCCAUGUCAGUGCUGUUGUCGUAGUGUGGAUUGGAGUACUUCAGAGAGUGUUUACAUGUCAUUUACAUCAUCUCACAUCAUUCACUGCUUUGCUCCCACCCAAGGAGGUAACAUGUGAAGCUGUUCAUUCACAUUUAAAUUAAUAUCCAAGGCAGUUGCUCGGAUUGGGAAUUCAACCCCGAACGUAUGCGACCUGUAUGCUCAUGGGCACUGAUUUUUUUUUUUUUAAGUUAAUCACGGAAGCUGCAGGAAAAUCAGGCCCUGGAAUAAACAUCUACUACACUGACCUACAAAGACAAAACCACUGGUUGUUGGUGCUUUUCAAUAUUGGGGACUAUUGUUUUUGGUGUCUGCAAUGUUACUCCCAAAAGCAGCUCAAACUACUACUCAAGCAGUGACUUAACAAAAACAAUUAACUAAGCUCUAAAUGUUUUUUUUUUUUUUUUUUUUUGCAUCAAAAUAGGCAAAAUAUUCGAUUAUGAAAGCUGAAAUUAAUGUGUUAAGUCAGAUUGCAAAUAACUAUCUCAGAGCAGGCAAACAAUUAUCAGUUGACAGCAGUAAUUUUACAUUUGAUAUGCUGCUAGUCAUGUUCAAUUAUUGGCUGUUUGUUGUGAAGUCCCGCCCAAUCAUGAUAUAGAGAGGCCAGACUUCCUGGUGGGACAAAAUUACAUUGAUGGAAAGCCAAUAGGCAAUCAGAUGGAGAUCCAAUGCAAAUAGCUCUCCCAUAGACUCCCAGAGAAGCAUGGCGUACUGGUGGGACCAAAAAUGACAUGUUUAGAGCCCCUCAUCCAAUUAAAAUUGAUCUUUUGAAAAUAGAAUGGUACAGGUAUCUGACAUAGGCUCUAUGGGCCGUGCAUCUACUGUCUUCUGUGGACAUAUUCAACAGAAUGACAACAGUGAUGUGUGAUAUUUUACACUUUUAUUUGCUAAAAUAUUGAAAUGCACAGUAAAGAGUUAAAUGUAAUUUCCUUCGAUUAUUUGUACGUAAUAUUACACUCGUCAUCGCCACAUUUCUUGUACAAUUUUAGGGGAAGUCAUGCUUCCCAUGCUGAAAGCAAUCUCCACUGGACAAAAUAGAGUAACUGCUCUAACACUGAAACUCAGAAAAAUGGCAUCAAAGUUACUUGGGUUUAAGAGUUCUCUUUGUAGUCAUUGCAGUUUUAACAAUCUGUUUUCUCUGAAUCUGAGCAUAUCUGAGCCAAACUCACAGGACAGAUAAUAGAUCAAGAGACUCGAUUUCAAUCACAACUCAGUUUUAACAAAAUGUGUAGUUACUGCGGUUACCCUUUGCAAUGUAGCUUGUCAAAAAUUUUAUUUCAUCAGAAUACACGGUUCCUUUUCAAAUGGCCCUGCUGUAGUGCACACGUAUUGCCACAGAGUGCCACUCCACUAAUAAAGGCAUCAGUCCAGAGCAGCAGAAUGGCGAUUGAGAGGCGAGAGAGGCACAUUCUAAUUUGAAAGCGAGUUCCCGUGUUAUCUCGGCACGCACUGCUCCGUUGGGAUAGGCGACUCUGCCACUGUGCCCGCGGCCAUCAGCCACCCCGUCUGCCCCAUCUCCUGUGCCCACCCGCCUUUCAAACUUUGAUCUCUCUCUCUCUCAAGACUGCACUACCGAAUGUGUGCACUUGUUUUACAAUGGAAGGACACUCAGAUUCUGGCUAAAGUGUUUACCAUAUCCUUCUUUAAAAUCCCGAACUUGAAGGGCAAAUGUCAGUGUGUGUUUUCAUUGCUGUGGAUUGGCUGCUUGACAAAAAGUCGAUAGCGUGUGACAAGCUGCUUUAGGGCCUUAGGGGGUACCAGAGGGCAGAGGUUUACUGCCGCUACCAUGGAGGCAAAAAACGAGUACGCGGGCUGCUUUUUUGGAACUCCUCCUGUCAUUCCACUCUCUCUCCUUCAUCCAUCCACAUGAGAGAGAGGUCACGAAUCAGUCUGCGGGGGGCUCUUGAGGGACCUCAGUGCAGUGAACGCUGAAAGAUCACAGCACAGGCUACAUCAGGGAGGACUCUGCCCCUGUCCCUCAACCAUGAAGAAAAAACAGUCCUCCCUCCUGACUUUUCAUUUGCCAUAUCACAUCUAUCAUAUGGAAAGACCAUUGAUUUGUCUGAGGGAAUUCCAUUACAAAGACAACAAAAUCCCCACUGAGUAGGACAUAGAUGGUACUUCUAUGACUCUCAGGAAUGAUUUGAAUAGCAGCAUGGAUCGUUUUCCAAGCCUGAGUGUGUUUGUAUAUACUGUACAUGCUGAUUUUAUUCGUUAGGUGGGUUUAUUGUGUGGUUUUUGCAUCCCAAAAGCUUUUUGUUUUGUAAAAGUGCAUAUGCUGUUUGCAAGCGAACCAAAGUGGAUCUUUUUGAAAAAAUAAAAAUAAAUUAUAUAAUUUAUAUAUACACUGGUGGCCAAAAGUUUGGAAUAAUGUACAGAUUUUGCUCUUAUGGAAAGAAAUUGGUACUUUUAUUCACCAAAGUGGCAUUGAAGUGAUCACAAUGUAUAGUCAGGACAUUAAUAACGUGAAAAAUUACUAUUACAGCUUCUUAAAGUACUACAAAAUCAAAUCAAAUCAAAUCCCUUUAUUGUCACUCAACCAUAUACACAAGUGCAACAGUGGGUGAAAGUCUUGGGUGCAGCUCCAAGCAACAUAGCAGUAUGACAAUUACAAUAGACAUCUGAUUUACACAUAACACAAUAUACAAUAUACACCAAAUAGUAUACAAUAUACAGUAUACACAAAAUAAGACUGUAUGCUAUAAAAAAUAUAUAUAUACAAUGUACAAUAUACACAAAACAAGAAGAGUGUAUACAAUAAACAAUUAUAUACAAUAUACAGAAUGUGAGUCCAGUCUGAGGCUAGUAAAGUGCGGUGCUGAUAUAUGUAUUGUGAGCGAUCAAGAGUUCAAAAGUCUGAUUGCUUAGGGGAAAAAGCUGUCAUGAAGUCAGCUGGUGCAGGUCCUGAUGCUGCGAUACCGCCUGCCUGAUGGUAGAAGUGAGAGCAGCCCAUGGCUCGGGUGGCUGGAGUCUCUGAUGAUCCUCUGAGCUUUUUGCACACACCACCUGGUAUAGAUGUCCUGGAGGGAGGGAAGCUCACAAGAAUUUCUCAAACUAGAGACUCUGAUGUACUUAUCCUCUUGUUUAGUUGGACAUCUGGCCUUCCACAACUCUUUCUGUCCUUGUUAGAGCCAGUUGUUCUUUGUCUUUGAAGACUGUAGUGUACACCUUUGUAUGAAAUCUUCAGUUUUUUGGCAGUUUCAAGCAUUGUAUACAUAGCCUUCAUUCCUCAAAAUAAUGAUUGACUGACGAGUUUCUAGAGAAAGCUGUUUCUUUUUUGCCAUUUUUGACCUAAUAUUGACCUUAAGACAGUCUAUUGCAUACUGUGGCAACUCAAAAACAAACACAAAGACAAUGUUAAGUUUCAUUUAACGAACCAAAUAGCUUUCAACUGUGUUUGAUAUAAUGGCAAGUGAUUUUCUAGUACCAAAUUAGCAAUUUAGCAUAAUUACUCAAGGAUAAGGUGAUGGAGUGAUGGCUGCUGGAAAUGGGGCCUGUCUAGAUUUGAUCAAAAAUGACUUUUUUAAAAUAGUGAUGGUGCUGUUUUUUUACAUCAGUAAUGUCCUGACUAUACUUUGUGAUCAGUUGAAUGCCACUCUGGUGAAUUAAAUUACCAAUUUCCUUCCGAAACAGCAAAAUCUGACAUUAUUUCAAACUUUUGGCCAUCAGUGUGUGUGUGUGUGUGUAUAUAUAUAUAUAUAUAUAUAUAUACACACACACACAUACAUAUACACUGAAGAGAGAAAACGAUGUAGAAUGCAAUGUAUCCAUUCAUUGAAAAAUAGAUCAAAUGCACUUUCAUUUGUACCAGAUUUGUAAAUUAUUUAUAGCAUAAUUUUUUUUGUAAAUAUUCUUAUUGUUAAAAAAAAAAAAAAAGGAAAUAUAGAACAUAUCUAUAUAAAAGUAUAUAUGCUCAAAUGUUUAUGACAUUGUAAUGUGUAUGUGUCAUUUUAGAGAUGUUUAAACCUGUUGCCUGUGAUGUCAUAUUGCUCCCUGUGGUUGGCUGAAACACAGUCAACAUAAUUGUGUCAAAAUAUACACUAAAAUGUGUAUUUAGGACUGUAAAUUAUAAUUUAUGAUUAAUGUCUAUUACUUUUGAAAAGCAAAAGACUCAUUUUUUUAAUCUGCCUGCUUUCGUUAUUAAAAAAAAAAAAAAAAAAGACUUUUCUCAAAGCAUGUAAACACAAGAUUGAGGUGUUAUUUGCAUCUGGAUGAAUAAAAAAAACAAAAAAAAACAAAAACAAAAAAAAGAUCGCAUUCAAACAGGAUUUAAAAGGCCUCCACAGUAGAUACUGAAGGGAUCUACAAGGUCUUGUGUUCUUAGUGGUGGGUCUUCUGUAGACAAACACACAGGUGUGUACAAGCUGUUUCCUCUUUCAUACACACACAGCCAUUCGUUUCGGUCUUCUUACACCUCCAACAGUCCUGCUAUAUUUACAAUGCUUUCGCUAUGCUUACAGCUCUCCAGCUGAGCCAAAUCUGCUUACCAGAGAACUCACAUGCUUGUCUAUGAAGCAAGCCCUUUAAGAGUGAUGGAGGGACUGAGCGUUCCUCCAUAGGGGCGAAAAGGGCUCCCCUGUGCUCUCAGCCUCUGUGGCCCCCCAUAAUUUGUUAGUCUGGCUGUCCCUUUGCUGUCUGAUACCUGCUGUUAUUCAAUAUGACAUUGUAGCAUCACAUGCUGUGAUCCAGUACAAAUGACCGUGCUGCCAGACGCUAAUAAUCACGGCUAUGCUGAAAGCAGGAACACUUGAGCUUGUUAUUUAUUAACCUCAGCAUCCUCCAUCACUCUUGGACUGUCAGGUUCAGACCAUCCUCAGCGUAUUGGGUUCUAAUCCCAAUCCCGCCACAAUCCCUCGUCACCUCCGGAGGCCGGCUCUCAUAGAAGUUGAAAAGGGCGCGAUCAGGAAAUGGCUCAUUCUUCAUAGAUGUCUGGGUAGAUUUCUUUCUGGAAUCAGUUGUUUGGAGGGGACUGAUUAUUAAGUCCACAUGGCUCUGUCUUGGAUCAGAUAACUGGGUGAGGAGCUGUCUUCCAUGCUGGGCUUCAUCUUAACAUAGUUUUGUUCCUUUGGAAAAGGGGCUUGGAGCUGCAUCUCAGAGCCAGAAGGAAGGCUCAUGGACUAUGACACAAUUUAGGUUACUAUAGAAGAAAUUUUUUUUACCAUUUUCUUACAAACUGAGCUUUCAUCCUGAUUAAAUAUUGAAUAUUUAGCUAUUACUCUUACUAUUUCUGCAGUAUAUAUAUUAUACACCGUUCAAAGUACAAAAAUGUUCUGUUUGCAUCGAAUACCUGGAUUAUCUACUACAUUGGGCAAAAUCAGCAGUGUACAACAGAACAUGUUGUGUAGAAUUCAUGAAUAUUGUGGGCGCAACUUGAAGACAUCUGAACAAAAUGUAAUUAAAAAUGCAAAUAAUCAUAUUUUUUUCCACUAUGAUAACUGGACAGCACUCGCAUCCAACAAUGUGACAACAAUGCUGCAUAAUACUAAUGUUUCACUGGGUGACAUUUCCAAUAGAGCUGUUCAGCCGUGACAUCAAUUUGUAGGCGAACCUGGAAGGCUAAUUCGCCAUGGGUUCCCUCUGGAUUUAUGAGUAAAAUAAGGUCUGUGGUAAACAUUACAUUAAAGGAAUAGUUCACCCAAAAAUUUAAAUUCUCUCAUCAUCUACUCACCCUCAUGCCAUCCCAGAUGUACAAGACUUACUUUCUUCUGCAAAACAAAGAUUUUUAAAAGAAUAUUUCAGCUCAGUUGGUCCUCACAGUGCAUGUUCAUGGGUGACCAGAACUUUUAAGGCCCAUAA
Myxocyprinus asiaticus (Chinese sucker) is the source of this 9406-nucleotide messenger RNA. RefSeq names its product multiple C2 and transmembrane domain-containing protein 1-like. Bases 104 to 2854 code for a protein of 916 amino acids. The record is from RefSeq and is a predicted model, not a curated record. Lineage: Eukaryota; Metazoa; Chordata; Actinopteri; Cypriniformes; Catostomidae. The transcript is spliced from 22 exons. Gene Ontology annotation, cellular component: synaptic vesicle membrane. Gene Ontology annotation, molecular function: calcium ion binding. Gene Ontology annotation, biological process: regulation of neurotransmitter secretion.